ACCUAUAUCAUCUCUCUCUCUCUCACACACACACACAUACCAAAAUCCCAUUGAUCUAAUUCCUACCACCAAACGAUGCCGUAUUGCAACGUCGGAGACUACCAGACCGGCGCCGAUGCAAUCACGAACAAGGGUAUAAGAAUUUUCUACAGAACUUACGGCGGUGGUCCAAUCAAAGUUUUUAUGAUCAUAGGAUUGGCAGCGACCCAUGACUCAUGGAACCCACAAAUCGAGGGUCUUGUUGGGUCGGUGAAAGUGGAACCAAACGACGCCGUUGAAGAUCGGGGUGGAGAUAAUGAUAAUGAUAAUGGGAAAGGUAUAGAGGUGUGUGCGAUUGAUAAUCGAGGUGUUGGGCGUAGCUCUAUACCUAAAAGAUCAGAAUAUACAACAACAAUCAUGGCGAAAGAUGCCAUUGCAGUAAUGGACCAUUUGGGUUGGAAAAAAGCUCAUGUGUUUGGCCACUCAAUGGGUGGGAUGCUAGCUUCCAAACUGGCUGCCCUUUUCCCAGAAAGGCUUAUGUCUUUGGCUUUACUUAAUGUAACAGGCGGAGGCUACGAGUGUCUUCCUAAGCUUGAUCGUCAAACCUUGUCCAUUGCGGUUCGUUUUCUAAGGGCUAAAACUCCAGAGCAAAGAGCGGCCGUUGAUCUAGACACCCACUACACUCAGGAGUAUCUUAAAGAGUGUGUUGGAGAUGAAACAAGAAGAGCAGUACUAUAUCGAGAAUAUGUUAAAGCGAUUUCAUCAAGUGGGAUGCAAUCAAAUCAUGGGUUUGAUGGUCAGAUUCAUGCAUGCUGGACGCAUAAAAUAUCUAGAACAGAUAUAGAAAUGAUCCGCAACGAAGGUUUUCUCAUAUCCGUCAUUCAUGGCAGAUAUGACGUUAUUGCUCAAGUAUCCCAUGCAAGGAGGCUUGCAAAGAAGUUAUAUCCAUAUGCAAAGAUGGUGGAACUUCACGGAGGUCAUCUUGUGAGUCAUGAGAGGACGAAAGAGGUCAAUGAAGCUUUGCUUGAACUGAUAAAGGCAGCAGAAAGCAAGACAAGCCCGCAUGACUGGACCAAUUUGUCAGAGAAGAGCACUGGCUUCUGGUCAAUGAAUUUCUCUAGUGGAUACAAGUCGGAAGGUAGCAUUGCUGAAACAGUUAGGCGCAUCGUGCUAUACAUAUUUAGCAUUUUUGUAUUAGCGUUUGAAUUUAUACGAAGAGUUCCAAGACGUAUAAGACCAGUCAGGGUGGGCACCGGCUUCACAUGACGAUGGUAUUAUAUUAUAUUAAUAACAGUCGGCAUAUCUUAUGGUAAAGACAUAACAUUGUAACAGAGAAACAAACACAGGUUGAUUGCGGGAGUUUCGAGAGACAAUCGAGUCAACAAAAGCAUAUCCAUUUCUAUAGCAUUUCUUAUACAACUAAAGUGCAAGGAUACAACAUAAUCUAGCCAAAUAAUCCAUUCCUGAUUAGAUUUGAUGUUGUAAAUCUCUCUGUGCUUUGCUAAAUUAACACUGAAACAUAAUUACCACAUUUCGUAUAGAAUCCAUAGAAACAAAACAGAGUGACGUGUAUGUAUUAAUAAUCCUUGUAUACGUUCAAUUUCAAGCCGUAUGGCGAGGUCUCAAAAUGAAAAUGACACUUAAAAGGUGA
Messenger RNA from Helianthus annuus (common sunflower), 1630 nucleotides. RefSeq names its product putative aminoacrylate hydrolase RutD. The coding region runs from base 76 to 1245 and encodes 389 amino acids. The record is from RefSeq and is a predicted model, not a curated record. The transcript is spliced from 11 exons. Lineage: Eukaryota; Viridiplantae; Streptophyta; Magnoliopsida; Asterales; Asteraceae.